AUGCCGAGAUUUCAACCCUUUAGAGCCAACAGGGUGCCCGACCCCGAUAGAGCGACAGCUUUCAGGUAUGUUCAAGCGUAUUUCGAUCAUUCCUACGACGCUGUUUUUGGGGUUCUCCAUGGACCAAAGUUCAAGGCGCGUCUGGAAGCUCAGUUUGACAACCAAGGGGCUUCUCAGGUCGAGGAUCCGUCAUGGUUUGCCUUGCGGAAUGUCGUUUACGCAUUAGGCUGUCGUUGCAUGCUGGCGCCAGACGACAAUGUGUCUUUUGUUGAAGCAGAAGCCCAAGCAAAACCUUACUUCCAUAAUGCCUUGUCGGCCUUUGGUGAAAUCAUCUUUGGCCAUUCGGGCUUCACAGCAAUUCAGGCAUUAGUUCUAAUGACAUUCUAUGCCGAAGGACUGGGGAAUGCUGCUAUUGAGUUCCCCCUGUGCAGCAAUGCGGUGCAGCUCGCACAGGCCAGAGGUCUCCACCGAGCACCAUCGAAAUCCUGGGCCUUGUCCGAGUCAGAUUCGCUCAGCCGAAGCUGGCUGUGGUGGACAAUCUACUGUUUAGAGAAGCAGAUAGCAUUCAGAAGCGGCCGACCCUCACUUAUUGACGACAACAAUAUAAGUACUCCAAUCCCAACAAAGGCGCCUCCUGGCAGUUCAAUGGACGUCGGCAUAUUCACCUUGAUAAUCCAGAACGCCAGGAUCUCCGCCCAGGUUUCCAGUCGAAUCAUGUCUGUAAAGGCCUUUGGACAGUCCUCCACUCAGAUCAUAGAGACCAUUCACGACAUCCACAGUCAGCUGGAGAAGUUACUGGAAUCUAUUCCUCCAGAACUCAGAAUAGGGACAUCGGUCAGCACGCAUGAUUGCAUGUCUGCACAACGGCAGAUCCCUAUGAUGUACCUACACUGCGCCAUUUUCGGGAGCUUUAUGGCAACCCAUUCUAUUCUGUUCUAUCCCUGGAUAUCCGCACGCUUUGGCACCGACGCAGACCCCUCCUUCCAAGAACAGAUUACCGCCUCCUCGGAAAUUGUGGCAAAUGCAGCUCGACAAAUCAUCCUUAUGCUGCGCAAGUUGACGACGGACGCCGCAGUCCCUGCGUGGUUGGCGUUCUAUUUUCCCAUCUACGCCCAUAUCAAUCUUUUUGUUCAUACGCUCAUGUAUCCCACGGCACCGAAUGCAGUUGGUGACCUCGCACUCAUGGACAUCUGCGCUGGUCAUUUCGGCCAUGUCGAGCAUAUCACCGGGUCGGAAAUUGCUUUCCAUUUUCCACGAGAAUCUGCGGCUCUCUGUGCAAAAGCCGUCAAAGGUGUGAAAAGCACAGAUAGAGUCAAUCUGACGACAGUGCCUGCAACUCCUCAAGCUUCCGGUGCUACACUUGACUGCUCGAGACCAAAUGAAAGCGGGAGAGGAGAGGCCCUCGAGCCACUGGAACCUUGUGAAUUGGGGAACCCGUUCGACGCUCUAGAGUUCGAUAUGGAUUCGUGGAAUUUCUUCUCAUCGAUCGAUAUAACCGACAACUUUACACCUAAUCUCAUGGAAAUAGCCAGCGCUUUGUAA
Molecule: messenger RNA, 1542 nt
Organism: Cladophialophora bantiana CBS 173.52
Lineage: Eukaryota; Fungi; Ascomycota; Eurotiomycetes; Chaetothyriales; Herpotrichiellaceae
Exons: 4
Coding region: 1-1542 (513 amino acids)
Biological process (GO): DNA-templated transcription
Molecular function (GO): DNA binding; zinc ion binding
Source: RefSeq, a predicted model, not a curated record